AUGUUUUUUCCCAAAGACGUGUGUGGUAAAACGGAGUGGGUGGAUAAUGAUUCGGUGGAGCUUGAGCGUAAAGUGGGUUGUGAAUAUCUGAACGCAUUCUCGCCGUUGCUGAUGCGCGUCUUCAAAUGCAAUCACGAUAUUAAGUUCCUUACAGCUGGCGAAGGUCCUGAAAAAGCAUAUUACAUGCUAAAGUAUGCAACAAAACCCCAAAAUGUAUUGGAAAACCCCGUCGCGGUCUACGCUCACGCGUUUGAUAAGGCAAGUAGAAAGCGCGAGAUUACAGACUCAGCUGUGAACGCAGGAAAGCGAUGUGUGCAGUCGAUGUGCUGCACUCUAUCAAAACCACAAGAGGUCUCGGCGCCUAUGGCAGCCCUUUACGUUCUUCGUGAGUCCGCUUUUUACGCUUCCGCUGAUUUCGUAAAGGUGGCACUCAAUGCUUUUGUUGAUAUGUUAUUUAACGAGGAGCCAAUUGAGGUCAUGCUCAGACCUUCAGACAACAGUACAACCUACAGGCCUCAAAGUGCAGUGUUUGACUAUGUACACCGUCCACAAACGCUAGAUCGGUGCAAUUUAAUGGAGUUUUCGAAGAACUGGACAAAGCAAAAGAACUUGACCGGUCUCCGGUUUUUACAAGAGCACGGACAAUACGAAACUCAUACCAUACAUCGAAGAUUGCUGCCUGUUGUGGCGACAAUUAUAGGAAAGCGGCUUCCAGAUGCACGUGACAAUAAUAUGCCUGCAGAAUCACGUAAAAUGUUACAGCGAUCCCUGCUCACGUUGUUCAAGCCAUUUCGUAGACCAGCGGAUUUGGCUUUGGGUGGCCGUGACUCUGCUUUUAUGUUCCAGAGCUGGUGGGAUAAUGAAGCACCCGAUAGUGCACGCCAAUUUCUCGAAAACUCUAAUGAUUAUUAUACUUCCCGUGAAUUAGCGCGCAAACGCUCAGAUGAAAGCAAGGAGCGCUUCAGGGUCAGCGUGGGUGCUAGCGAUCUUCACGACAUUGAAAGCGAUGACGACAUUAUCGACGAACCAUUUAACAUGGGUGAAAGGGAGACCGAAGUUGUAGAUCGCUUUGAAAGCGAUUGUGACAACCGUCAAAUCUCGCGGCUAAGUCUUGUUUAG
Phytophthora nicotianae INRA-310 is the source of this 1119-nucleotide messenger RNA. RefSeq lists its product as hypothetical. Bases 1 to 1119 code for a protein of 372 amino acids. NCBI's taxonomy places the organism in Eukaryota, Oomycota, Peronosporomycetes, Peronosporales, Peronosporaceae. The transcript is spliced from 2 exons. The record is from RefSeq and is a predicted model, not a curated record.